AUGGCAUCAACCUUCUCAGCAACAACCUCCUCUUGCAACCUCUCCUCUUCCGCCGCCAUUUCCUCCUUCCCCUUGGCCGCCGGCAAGAGAAAUGCAAACAAAGUCGUUCUCCCGAGGAAGAAUCGCAACGUUAAGGUCUCUGCCAUGGCGAAGGAGUUGCAUUUCAACAAAGAUGGUUCCGCUAUUAAGAAACUUCAGAAUGGUGUAAACAAGCUUGCGGAUCUUGUUGGGGUUACGCUUGGUCCUAAAGGAAGGAAUGUUGUUCUUGAGAGCAAGUAUGGUUCACCUAAAAUUGUUAAUGAUGGUGUCACCGUUGCUAAAGAGGUUGAGUUGGAGGAUCCGGUUGAGAAUAUUGGUGCCAAGUUGGUGAGACAGGCAGCUGCCAAGACAAAUGACUUGGCGGGUGAUGGAACCACAACCUCUGUUGUUCUAGCUCAGGGCCUUAUUGCAGAAGGUGUAAAGGUUGUUGCAGCUGGUGCAAACCCUGUGCUUAUUACUCGUGGCAUUGAGAAGACAUCCAAAGCUCUUGUAGCUGAGCUUAAAAAGAUGUCAAAAGAGGUUGAAGAUAGCGAAUUGGCCGAUGUGGCAGCAGUCAGUGCUGGGAACAACCAUGAGGUUGGAAAUAUGAUAGCUGAAGCAUUGAGUAAGGUUGGUAGAAAGGGUGUUGUGACACUUGAAGAGGGAAAGAGUGCUGAGAACAGUUUAUAUGUUGUUGAGGGGAUGCAAUUUGACCGUGGUUAUAUUUCACCCUACUUCGUUACUGACAGUGAGAAAAUGUCUGUUGAAUUCGAGAACUGCAAGUUGCUAUUAGUUGACAAAAAGAUUACCAAUGCAAGGGAUCUUAUUAACAUACUAGAGGAUGCAAUUAGAAGUGGAUUUCCUAUUGUGAUCAUUGCGGAGGAUAUUGAACAAGAAGCUUUAGCAACCCUUGUUGUAAACAAACUUAGAGGAUCUUUGAAGAUUGCAGCACUCAAGGCCCCUGGGUUUGGAGAACGCAAAAGCCAAUACCUUGAUGAUAUUGCCAUCUUAACAGGAGGUACUGUUAUCAGAGAGGAGGUUGGCCUUACCUUAGACAAAGCUGAUAAAGAGGUUUUGGGCAAUGCUGCCAAGGUGGUCCUCACUAAGGAUACAACUACAAUUGUUGGUGACGGAAGUACCCAAGAAGCAGUUAAUAAGAGAGUUUCUCAAAUUAAGAACCAAAUUGAGGCUGCAGAGCAAGACUAUGAAAAGGAAAAGCUAAGUGAAAGAAUUGCAAAACUGUCUGGUGGUGUGGCUGUAAUACAGGUUGGUGCACAAACUGAGACAGAACUCAAGGAAAAGAAAUUGAGAGUUGAAGAUGCUCUUAAUGCUACAAAGGCAGCUGUUGAGGAGGGUAUUGUAGUUGGUGGUGGUUGCACUUUGCUCAGACUUGCAUCAAAAGUGGAUGCAAUCAAGGAUACCCUUGCAAAUGAUGAAGAAAAAGUUGGAGCAGACAUUGUUAAAAGAGCUCUUAGUUACCCUCUGAAAUUAAUAGCUAAGAAUGCUGGUGUAAAUGGUAGUGUUGUGAGUGAGAAGGUUCUGUCCAGCGACAAUCCAAAAUAUGGUUACAAUGCUGCCACCGGCAAAUAUGAAGAUUUAAUGGCUGCUGGGAUCAUUGAUCCAACAAAGGUGGUCAGAUGUUGCCUGGAACAUGCAUCCUCUGUUGCCAAAACCUUCUUAAUGUCAGACUGCGUUGUUGUUGAGAUAAAGGAACCUGAAUCUGCUCCUGUUGGCAACCCCAUGGACAAUUCCGGAUACGGUAUGUAG
Molecule: messenger RNA, 1785 nt
Organism: Lathyrus sativus (Indian pea)
Lineage: Eukaryota; Viridiplantae; Streptophyta; Magnoliopsida; Fabales; Fabaceae
Source: the annotation of a GenBank genome assembly